AAUCAUUGGAGGCAAUGCCUUAUGUACCCGCAAAUUCCUACGAUGGAGACCUUAAGAUCUGGAGUGGAUCAGAGAUCACAGAGUACUUUGCGCCGAACCUAUCCAUUGGGGAGAUUAUUUUCCAUGAAAUGCGCAGGCAUCCGAAGCUGAUUGCUCAAAUAUCCACCACUGAGGAGACAAUUCUCACCCGCGAAGAGCUCCACUCGAAUGCGAUGCGUGUAGCCUCGUAUAUGCGAUCGAAGGGUCUACUCCAGUCGGAUAUAGUGGGGAUUAUAGCCAGGAACACCACCCAUAUCCCUGCCGUCGCUUAUGGCUGCUUCUUCAAUGGCAUCGCCUUCCACUCCCUGAACAUCGCCUACGAUCGGGGUACCAUCGAGAAGCUUUUCUCCAUCACACGGCCACGGAUCAUAUUCUGCGACGGGGAUGAGUACGAGAAAGUGAGAGAAGCCACUCAGGACCUGGAGAAGGUGGAGAUCGUUACGAUGCGGAACCAUCCAGAGGGAGGAUCGACUCCCAUCCUGCAGAUACUCUCAUCCUCCAUCGAGGAUAACUUUCUGCCCGUGCGACUGGAGCAGGGCAUCGAUCAGACUCUGGCAAUACUCUGUUCCUCGGGCACCACGGGCAUCCCCAAGGCAGUGACCAUCACCAACAGUCGACAGAUUCUAGCCGAGUGCUACUCCCUGACCACCUCGGAUAUUCAGUAUACCCACAGCACCUUAGACUGGAUCACUGGACUCUUGACAACCAUCACAUCGGGAGUCUUCAGCACUACCAGGAUUAUUGCAGAUAAUGUCUUCCAUCCUGUCAACAUGAUGCGCUUGAUUGAGGAAUACAAAAUCACAUGGCUCAUCCAGGCACCCUCCCACAUGGCCAUGAUGGCCAAUUCUGAGGAAUUCGAGUCCGCAGACUUCUCGAGCAUCAGGUCUUACCUAUUUGGAGGAGGUCGCGCUUCCGUGGAGACGCAGCAUCUCAUUAGAAACCGUCUGAGCAGCGACUGUCUGCAUUUUGCCUACGGAUUCACGGAAUUGGGGGCCAUGGCUACCAUGAACCACCAUUUUGACGAGAAGCCAAACUCGGUGGGUCGCCUGGUUAGUGGAGUGAAGGCAAAGAUAAUCUGUGAAGAGGGAGAAUCCCAAGGUCCUGAUGAGGUGGGUGAGGUGUGCAUUAGCAACGGCCAGCAUUGGGCGGGAUACUAUGGAAAUCCCGAGGAAAGCCACAAGAUUCGGGACUCUCAAAUGUGGUUCCACACUGGAGACAUUGGCUACAUGGACGAUGAUGGAUUCCUGUACAUUGUGGAACGGAAAAAGGACAUGCUCAAGUACCAGAACAUCAUGUACUAUCCGAAUGACAUCGAAACGAUCAUAUCUGAGAUGCCAGACGUCGCCGAGGUCUGUGUCUUUGGCGUCUGGGAUCAAAUCAAUGGAGAUGAGGCAGCCGCCGCUGUCGUCAAGAGGCAGGGAAGUGAUCUGAAAGCUCAGGACAUUGUGGAUUAUGUGAGAGAUCACACGGAUGCCAAGUACAAGCGAUUAAAUGGAGGGGCCAUUAUCAUGCAGGACCUGAUGCGCAGUCCCAAUGGCAAAACGAAUCGAAUGGCCACCAAGGCGUAUUUUUUGGAAGUUAAGGAUCGAAAUUGAACAGAAAAUACCAGAAUAAACUUUGGAAAUCAUGUACCCCAA
This is a messenger RNA of Drosophila guanche, 1676 nucleotides long. RefSeq names its product luciferin 4-monooxygenase-like. Lineage: Eukaryota; Metazoa; Arthropoda; Insecta; Diptera; Drosophilidae. The transcript has 3 exons. The record is from RefSeq and is a predicted model, not a curated record. Bases 15 to 1634 code for a protein of 539 amino acids. Gene Ontology annotation, biological process: fatty-acyl-CoA biosynthetic process; long-chain fatty acid metabolic process. Gene Ontology annotation, molecular function: long-chain fatty acid-CoA ligase activity.